Molecule: messenger RNA, 1804 nt
Organism: Paramecium pentaurelia
Lineage: Eukaryota; Ciliophora; Oligohymenophorea; Peniculida; Parameciidae
Source: the annotation of a GenBank genome assembly
AAUGACAGAAUAAUAACUGAACAAUCCAGGCAAUAGAACAAGAAUGAUUGGAAAUUAUGUAAUAGGUAAUUUAGCUUCAGUGUAUAGAUAGGAAAAACAUUAGGAUUUGGAACUUUUGGGAAGGUGAAAAUGGGCAUUCAUGAACAAUCACAAGAGAAAGUGGCAAUAAAAAUAUUAGAGAAGGAUAGAAUAAUAGAAACAGCAGAUGUAGAGAGAGUAUAAAGAGAGAUUCAUAUUCUAAAGUUAGUCAGACAUCCCCAUAUUAUUUAAUUAUAUGAGGUAUUAAAAUAUUAUAUUUAGAUUAUUGAAACACCAAAACAUAUAUUUUUAGUAAUGGAAAUGAUUAGUGGGGGUGAAUUAUUUGAUUAUAUUGUUUAAAAUACAAAGUAAUAUUGUUGAAUUAAUAAGAUUGGAAGAAGUGGAGGCCUGUAAGUUAUUUUAAGAACUUAUAGCUGGAAUUGAAUAUCUACAUAAAUUAAGAGUAGUCCAUAGAGAUUUGAAACCAGAGAACUUAUUGCUUGAUCAUAAUAAGAAUCUAAAAAUAGUUGACUUUGGAUUAUCCAAUACUUAUAAAUCAGAAGAAUUAUUGAAAACUGCAUGUGGAAGUCCUUGUUAUGCAGCUCCUGAAGUACAGAAAAUCUAAUCUAAUUACAUAGAUGAUAGAAGGACAAAAAUAUUAAGGAGUAAAAGUCGAUUUGUGGAGUUCUGGAGUUAUAUUGUUUGCAUGUUUAUGUGGUUAUUUGCCAUUUGAAGAUUAAAACACUUCUGCUCUUUAUAAAAAGAUUUUAAGUGGAUCAUAUUAAUUACCAUCUCAUCUAUCUAAAGAAGCAUAAUCAAUGAUCUAAGGAAUUUUGACAGUCAAACCAGAUAAACGUUUUACUAUAAAUGAUAUUAGAAAUCAUCCAUGGUUUAAGAUCUAUAAAAGAAGUUAUGACAUUCCUCCUGGGAUAGUGGUUGGUUAUAAUAGAAUUCCUAUAGAUUAAGAAAUCCUUAAAUAAUUAAAAUAAUAUGGCAUAGAUAUAGAUCAUGCAUAAAAAUGUUUAGAUGCCAAUAAACAUAAUGAUAUUACAACAUUUUAUCAUUUACUUCUAAAAAGGCAUUUAACAAAUGGAGGUAGAUCUACAGCAGAUCUUAAUUCUGAAUCUUUUGAUAUCACACUUUUAGAACCUAAACAAAGACCUUAAAAAGGUAUUCUUUAUUUUUAUAUUUAAUAGCUCCAAUUAGUUCAUUAGUUAAUAAUGAAGUCAUUAGACAAUAAAUGAAAGAUGAAAUAAUUAAAUAACGAUCAUAUUCAACUGAUAAAGAUAGAGGUAGAAUUAUUAAAACAACUAAUCAAAAUAAAAUAUUGGCAGAUAAUGAUUUAAGUGUUAAUAGAGUAGGAAAUAAUGGAUAGGCUUAAAGUGUAUAAGCAAGAUAAAAAGAUGAAAACUAUUUUGAAUAAUCACCAGUUAUCAAAAAUAAGAAUGCUCCUUAUUCAAAUAUGUUAUGUCAAAAAUAUGGAGUUAAAUUUAAGAAUAAUAAUGUGACAUCUAUUGAUUAUCAUAAUAAGGAAGAUUUCAGAAAAGUAAGUUCAAGGAAUAAAAGAGAAUUAGAUAUUAUGAAUCCUUAUCGUAAUUCAAAUAGAGAAUAAUAAUAAUUUAAUAGAAUGCUUCAAAGUGGAGGUAGAUCAUAAAAUCACAAAAAAGAAAGAGUAAAUAUUAGUAAUCAAAAUAAUCAAUCUUUUGAUGUACCUUUGAAUUCAAAUCAAUCAACUAAAUAAAAGGCAGUUAAUUAAUAACGAUCAAGCCAUUUUUAUCAUGAUUGA